AUGCGGCUCGUGGCGCUGGUGGCGGCCGUGCUGCUCGCGCGGGUGCUGGCGCCGGAGGUCUGCUGGGCCCUAAAUGUCACUGUGACCCCACGGCCUGUGGCUGACUACCAGGAGGGGGAGAAUGCCACACUCCUGUGCCAUGUGUCCCAGAAGAGGAGAAAGGACAGUCUCCUGGCUGUGCGUUGGUUUUAUUCUCGCCCGGAUUCUCCUGAGUCCUUGAUGGUGAAGAUGACCAAGUUUCGGCUGGUGCAGUACUAUGGGAAUUACAGCCGCAGCACCUACCGGCAGAGGUUGCACCUGCUAGAGAAGAGGCGCGGGACACUCUACAUGCUCUCUGUUCUGACCCUUAAGCCAGCUGACCAAGGGCACUAUGCUUGCAAAGUUCAGGAAAUCGGCAAGCACAGGAAUAAGUGGACAGUCUGGUCAAAUGGUUCCUCGGGGACAGAAAUGAGAGUGACUUCUCUCAAAGCUCCUGAAGAUUCAUCCUUUGAGAAAAAAGGUACAUGGACAUUUUUUGAAGAUCUCUACGUUUAUGCUGUGUUUGUGUGCUGCCUGGGCAUACUCAGCGUUUUGCUCUUCACCCUGGCCAUUGUCUGGCAGUCUGUGUUCAACAAGAGGAAAUCUAGAGUGAGACAUUAUUUGGUGAAAUGUCCUCAAAACAGCUCAGGGGAGACUGUCACCAGUGUAACCAGCUUGGCCCCACUACAUCCCAAGAAGGGCAAAAGGAGGAAGGAGAAAGCUGACAUUCCUCCUGCUGUUCCUGUUAAAGCUCCCAUAGCCACUGCAUUUCACAAACCGAAGCUGCUCAAGCCACAAAGAAAGGUUACCCUGCCAAAGAUUGCUGAGGAGAACUUGACCUAUGCUGAGCUGGAACUAGUUAAACCACACCAAGCAGCCAAAGGCACCUCCACUAGCACCGUCUAUGCCCAGAUCCUCUUUGAGGAGAACAAACUAUAACCACAUGCCCUUUCCUGUGGCCCUAUUUAAUACCCGCCACCCCAGUUAUUUAUGAACCUUUGGAAACAUAGUUCUUAUUUUUGUAUUUUUGCUGGUGCCUUUUGUAGGGGAGCUGUCCCCCACUUUCUGACAGUGGUUAUGUGCCU
Molecule: messenger RNA, 1103 nt
Organism: Suncus etruscus (white-toothed pygmy shrew)
Lineage: Eukaryota; Metazoa; Chordata; Mammalia; Eulipotyphla; Soricidae
Gene: VSTM4
Product: V-set and transmembrane domain containing 4
Exons: 8
Coding region: 1-957 (318 amino acids)
Source: RefSeq, a predicted model, not a curated record